This is a messenger RNA of Anthostomella pinea, 1494 nucleotides long. The record is from the annotation of a GenBank genome assembly. Lineage: Eukaryota; Fungi; Ascomycota; Sordariomycetes; Xylariales; Xylariaceae.
AUGGCGUCGAAGGAUGGUAUACAACGCGUUGAGGACGCCGAGGCGAACUCUAAGAUCUCGGACGGUGAAAAGGGCCAUUCAGAUUCUACCUCCUCACUGUCUAGCGGCCACAAAGAGUACAUACUCGCCCGGCAUGGCACCCUCGAACUGGAGCCCAUGCCAGACAUGGACGACGCUGACCCGCUCAAUUGGUCGUCCUGGAAGAAAGUCAUCAAUCUUCUCCUCGUCGUAUUCCACGCCAUGAUGGCAACUUUCACGGCAGCGGCGAUUCAAUCUUCCUUUGCACUCAUCGCGGAGGACCUCGACGUCCCUAUACAAUCGGCAAGCUAUCUGACAUCAGAGGUUAUCGUCGUCCUGGGCGUGGCGCCUCUUCUCUGGAGACCCAUUUCGCAUCGGUACGGUCGAAGGCCAAUCCUGCUCGUUUCACUGCUGCUUAGCAUAGUCGGCAACAUCGGUUGCGCAAAAUCACCAACUUACGCCGCCAUGGCAGCCUGCCGUGCCAUAACGGCCUUCUUCAUCUGUCCGGCGAGUGCCAUCGGCAGCGGCGUGGUGACGGAAAUGUUCUUCAGGCAGGAACGUGCGCGGUGGAUGGGUGUCUGGACGGUGAUGGUGACACUGGGUAUUCCACUCGCGCCAUUCAUUUUUGGAUUCGUCGUAUUACGGGUGGACUACCGCUGGGUCUACUGGAUCCUUGCCAUCACCAACGGUGUGCAAUUGCUGCUCUACUUCUUCCUGGGAGACGAAACUAGGUACAUCCGCAACGGAGAAGUGCGUGGCGGCAAAGCCGGUCCAAAGUCUCUCUUACGCUUUAGCCGAAUCGACCCGACUCCCUUGUCGUUGCGAGACUUCACCAGACCGCUCGAACUGGCUCUCCGCCCCAGCGUGGUCAUCCCCGCGGCCGCCUAUGCCAUGAUCUUCCUCUGGCAAGUCAUGAUCAGCAUCGAGAUCCCCCAAGUCUUCGCCAUCCAAUUCCACCUCAACACCCAGCAAGUCGGCCUCCAGUACCUGGCCUUGAUCAUCGGGUCUCUCAUCGGCGAAGUCAUCGGCGGCACGCUGUCGGACCGCUGGAUGCUGCUCAAACAGCGUCGGACCGGCAGCGUGCCGCGUCCCGAGUACCGUCUGUGGCUGAGCUACUUCGGCUUCGCCCUGGGCAUCUGCGGGACGGUCGUCUUCCUCGUGCAGCUGGGGAACGCGGGGGAGACGUGGAACAUCACGCCCCUCAUCGGCGCCGCCAUCCAGGCGGCGGGCAACCAGAUCGUGACGACGGUGCUGAUCACCUACGCCGUCGACCGCAACCAGAGCGACUCCGCGAGCGUGGGCGUCUUCAUCACGCUGGUGAGACAGGUCUGGGGUUUCAUCGGUCCGUUCUGGUUCACCGACAUGAUAUUGAAUACCGGGUAUGGCGCCAGUGCCGGGAUUGCGACGGCCAUGAUGGUGGGCGUCAGCGUCGUUCCUACUGUACUCCUGCAGUGGAGGGGCGCGGGACAGAAGUGA